Porites lobata is the source of this 8130-nucleotide messenger RNA. The record is from the annotation of a GenBank genome assembly. Lineage: Eukaryota; Metazoa; Cnidaria; Anthozoa; Scleractinia; Poritidae.
GGCGUCCUCACUCAAGAAACGGAUCGAAAUGUUACCAUUUUUGGAAGACAGUAUGUUGCAGCUUCCUAUGUUAAGUUUAUAGAGUCUGCGGGAGGAAGAAUGGUACCUAUUUUGUAUCCUUUGCAAAUAUUAUAUUUCGCAGUUUUAUACCAUAUUUAUUAUACAUUAUAAAUAUUAUAUUUUGCAACUAUAUAUUAUUAUUAUCAUCAUCAUCAUCUUAAACUAUAACAAAAUUCUCUAACCUGAUUGGCUGUCGGCAGCCUUGCUUUCAGCAUCACGAGGUGUAUAAAUAGGACAGUACUCGUCAUACCUAAAGUAAUUGGACAGUGUGCGUCAUCUCGCGCGCGCACUUGGAUCUCUUCUUUCUUCCUUUUUUUUCCCCACUUAUAGCAGGAAACAAAAAACUCUCUCUCUUUUAAUUUUAAGAAAGCUUAAACUAUCACAAAUUUUGUUAAAGUUAUUAAAAAGUUGCCACAGAAAUCUAAUGUACAUGUAUAAGACUCUAGAAUUUGACGUGGUGGGCGAACGUCCCGCUAAAAAGUCUAUCUAGAUCAGCUGAUCAGUAUACUUAAAAGAGUAAGAACAUUGCCUCACCUCAAAUCGCAGCCCAUAUUUUCUGAACUUUCCUAAAUGGAACGGCGCGGACCAUUUGAUUUUCCAACCAGAAUCUCCGGUUUUCCCAUGUAAAUGGUUAGUAUCCUUGAUAUAGACCAAUCCAUUCUAGCUUGUUACAAAAUCGGUCAGUGUAAAACGCAGACUGCGGACUAUUGUUUUCACCAUGCAAAUGAGAACGUGACAACAAUAGUCCCAUUGUUUUCUAACCCUAAAAACAGUAGUCCGGGGUCAGUCCGAAGUCUGCAUUUUACACUGCCCCGUUACAAAAUAGGGACGGACUGGACCUUUUCAAAGCAAGUCAUUUAUAAUGUACCCUCUUGCUUCAGUUUGCUGGGCUAUGAGGCUUAGAGUCUGGUUGCCGACACACAGAGUCGAGCGGACGUUUUACUGACCCUCUACGGCGUAGAUAUUGACGGUAUUAACGUGCUGCUAAAAGAAGAUCGUUAAUAAAUGAGCGAAACAGAAUGGUGCCCAGUAUGCUCCCUUGGGGUACACCGGGAUCCGGCUAUGUGCAUACUGUGCGCGUUCACUUAUAGAUACAGCUGUACUUGAGUAGUUAGUCAAAUUUGAUUGAUGAUAGUCCACACAGGUUCAGUUUCGUUAAAGGCAGACCAUGGUCUAAAAAUAAUUUCUUUAUACUGAUAAUCAUCAACCCGGACGCUCUUUUUGUAUCCAAGGUAAGGUGCAACAAAUCAACUAGACGAAUAAGGCUGUAAUUCUCUUAUACUUAACAUUGAACUGAAAUGUCAGUAAUUAAAACAGUUUUAAUUCUUAGCUAUUUACUACAGCAUAAAUGCUUCCGAUGAAGAGGUUGAAAAACUUUUUAACAACAUAAAUGGGUGAGUACUAGACAAAAAGGUAAUUAAACUGAAUAUGGUACUUGCUUAGUUUUACGAAGACCAUAAGUUUCAGGAAGGGAUUUGCUUCAAUUGAGUUUCCUAAACCUCAAACCGUUUCUUUUUGAAUCUCUGAUUUAACUUUUUAGAGCCAUUUUCCCUGGAGGGCAUAGACUUCUGCAUCGCACAAAUUAUACAAGAGUAGGGAAAAAGAUAUUUGAUCUGGCUAUAAAGGUACGCUUUAGGAAAACAUCAUCACGUAUUCCAACUCAACCUUGUCCCUAAACGCUUUUUUUCUUCCUGCCUCAGUAGGGAGCUUAAGCAACAACGACGGCUUCGGCUACGAAAACGUCACUUAAAAAGUGAAUUCGGGCGAGAAAGACAAGAGUAUCUGCCCGAGAGACCCAUGAAAAUUGUUCUUACUUGCUUUCUUAGAGUGCGGAAAAUUCCUAUUGGUUAAGAGGCUCCCGAGGAGAUAAGUGUUCGCGUUAGGCGAGAAAACUGUCAAUCAAAGAAAACACGAGAUCGUUUGCAAACAUGUAGUACUGUACAUGGACAAGACAAUGAAGGUAUUAUAUUACACCAUUAAAUGAUAUAAUCGAAGAUCAGUUCUUUCAGCUCACUUCAAUGGGACUUUAUGACUGUAAUCUUAAAGAACAGUUGGAGUGUUCAAAUGGUAUUUACAAAGUAAAUACGUAUUUAUAGCAGAAGCGGCUGCGGACAAAAGAUUUUUCGAAACGUUGAAAUAAAGAUCAGAGGAAAUAUUCGUUGUUCAAAACGAACUUGGCGGCUUGCAUUGUCGGUGGAACGCAUACCAUAAAGACCUGGACCCGGGGACCUCGACAGGAUUGACGGAAUGAAACACUUACCAGGGGCAUUAAAAACUUUUGGCUAUUGUUAUCAUUUGCACGAAGACGUUUUUAUAGGCUACAGUAACGAGACAUUAACAUCAGUCGUCAGGUCGCAUUCCAGUCUGAAUGAUAUCAUAAUCAAUAAGAAAAGGUUUUUUGAAAACAAGCCCCUAGUUUUUUUUUUCCUUCAUCAAUCCUGUCCAGGUCUUGAUGUGUGCGUUCCAUCGACAAUGCAAGCCGUUCUGAAAGAACAAAGAAUAUUUCUUCUGAUCUUGAUUUCAACGAUUCGACAAAUCUUUUGUCUGCCACCGCUUCUGGGUAUUUGAUGUUAAAUCGCUCCUUUGAACACUCCAACUUUUCUUUGAGAUUACAGCGACAUUGUCCCAUUGAAUUAGUGACCUCCAAGAUCUGAUCUUCGAUUAUAACACUUAGUGGUGUAAUACAUGACCUUCACUGCCUUGUCCAUGUACAGUACUACAUGUUUAUAACAAGCUUGUGUUUUCUUUGAUUGACGGUUUUCUCGCCUAACGCGAACACUUAUCCCUCGGGAGCCUCUUAACCAAUAGGAAUUUUCCGCACUCUCAGAAAGCGAAUUAAAACGGUUUUCAUGGGCCUCUCGGGCAGGCCCUCCCACUUCCCUCACGUGUCUCCCUCGCGCGUCCCGUUCUUUCUUGCGCCCAUUGCUUCCAAGCCCCUGCUACGCAGGCUAGCGAUGACUGUUUUCGUAAGGGUAAAAUGGGUCUGUUGAUUGUGUUUUUAGCCAGUUUAUGGCGUUUUGCGCCUGACUACUGUAGCACUCCUACUAAUGCGUAAUCUAAAUUCCUUUGAAGGCUUUUGACAAAGGUGACGUGUUUCCCAUCUGGGCAGAAUGCCUUGGUCUUGAACUGGUUUCAAUCUUAGUUGGCAAAGGAAAUAUGCAAUUAGGACAACUUGACACCAAGUUGUUCUCUCCAGUCGAUGCAGCGAACAUCAGCCUUCCUCUCAUUUUCCCCAAAGGUAUGUUUAGGUAUAACAAGGUACAUCCCUUAUAGGAACCACCUAAAGUUGCGGUUAGAGAGCGAGGGAAGGAGGGCAACGUUAUCUUUACAGCAUUUGCUGGUUACAUCAGUUAUAUUGGGAAAGUUAGAUGUCAAGCAAUGCUCGAGAACAGAAAGCAAACAUCUUUAAAGGCCAGGAUUGUUCGCUUUUUAAAAUCAUGUAUUUUUACGGCGGUUAUUUUACAUUAAAACAAAACUGAGCACUUAAUUUGAGUGCCAAGGUGUUUAGCACAAAAAUACUAAUUGGAGACACCAUUUUUACGUCUCCAACUACAGACGGGACUUCCAUUUUACAAGGUCAUCCGAACCACGCGAAGGUCUAGCCGCUUGCAGUGUAUGAGAAGUAUAUUCAUUUCUCAGUUAUUUUAACACCCUGAGUAUUGGUCCGACCCAGGAAAUCGAACUCGCGACCUUCCACUCUACAGUCAAGCGCUCCACCGACUGAGCUAAUCCUGCCGCGGUUAAUAAAUUGAAUUGUUUCAACCUCCUUUGGGACACUUCGCUGAUGUCAAUUUAGUUAGAACCUUUACGGAUGAGCUUCACCUAUCCGAGCCGUCGUUUGUCGGUUCUGGAUUUUUUUUUUACUGAAAAUCACACUGUAUGACAGCAGACGCCUGAUACCGGGACGUUGAUAUGGAGAGAUGGAUUUGCUGGGUUUACUAGGCCUACAGGGGGGCGGAAUAAAACGAAAGUAAUGCAAUUUUAGCCUGCAUCACUGAUUAACAGCCGAUGAGAAGACCCCCAUUCAGUAUCGUUGUGAGAUGCGUUGACACGUUGAGAAUAGUUUUGCCUCGUUUUAACUCUGUUGGGAUAACUCGUGCAAAAACAACUUCCUUUACACGUUUUAUAAUCCCAGAUGACUAGCAGGGUCUGAUCUGAUUUUCUCUUUAAGAUACAGGUACGAAUAAAUAACGCGAAUUUGCAUCUCAAGGAACCUGUACUACUUUCGCUUUAACAAACCAUGAAUACAUCCUCUCCUGAUGUUUCUAUUUACAGACUAUAGCAGCGCUACCAUGUGGGAAGAUGCUCCACCUCAUAUUGUAAAUUACCUACGGGGAAACGCAGUGUCAUACAACAACCACAAAAAAGCAGUCACGCCCAAGGUGAAGAAAAAUCUAAUAAAUGAAUAUACAACUUUACUUAUCAAACUUCAAUCGUUGUUUUUUCUGUUAGUAAGACAGUCUGUUUGACUAGUUUUAAAAAGGAUCUAGUACAACCCUUUCACUCUACACAUAUUAUUACUAACUUCUCCCUUUAAGAACUAGGGUUAGGGUCAAGAGAUUUAUCGUUUCAUAUUAGUAUAGAACAACUCAGAGAGGAUUAAAAAAUGUGCAGACCUUUGCUCGCGGGAGAAAAGAAUUUCAUACCGUCCAUUACGGAACAAUAACUUCAGAUGUAAGUUAUAUCAAGAUCUCAAGUCAGGCACUUAAUGCUAUUCUUUCUUUCUUUUUUGAUCCCAGAUCUUUCACAAGAACAAAUAUUUAAAGGACUUUUUUAGGGUUGUUGCCACCAGCAAAGAUAGAAAUGGAGUCGAAUUUAUUACAAAUAUGGAAGGUAUCCGUGCUGUGAUUAGUGUAAACUGGUUUUAAAAACCUUGAUCAAUUUCAUACCAUCAAUAUUAAAAGAAGGACAAGUGUGACUAAGUGCGGCAAGCGUCCUAGGCGACUUGUUGCAGGAGUACUUUCAAGAAGCCUUUCAAGGAAAACUUUAACAAGAAACUAGACAUAAACUCUAACCUUCUUUAUCAUAUGAAUGUUCUAAUUUCCUUGAACAUGUCUAUCUCUUUGACCUGUACUGUGUGACCCAACGUAUUCUGAAGGACAGACCGCUUUAUAACAAAAUUCUAACAAUAAGGCCAAUGAAGACAACUGUCUCGUUUUUUUUUUUUUUUUCUCUGACAGUGAUACUUUUUCGAGCUAAAAUAGUAAGCAAGACACUUAUGUUAUAGAUGACUACAGAAACACCUAGAAAUAGAGUAAAAAUUGUGAAAGGCAUGUGACAUGGCUAACAUCAAAGCUGACUCUUGGCAGGCAAGCGGUAUCCAGUUUUCCUCUUUCACUGGCAUCCUGCGAAGGCACAGUUUGAAUGGCGAAGAGAUUUGGACAUCAAGCAUACUUUUGAUAAUAUCCUUGUAGGGCAAUACUUUGCAAACUUCUUUAUGAGACAAGGUAAAUGAAAGAAACUGUAUAUUUUUGGUCUUUUCUAUUGUGUGUUAAGAUAGUCUUACAGGCAUAAUUCCUCUGAUAGAGGUUAAGCUAAAGAACAGGUUUAUGCCGCUAAUACGGUAGGUAUGGAUUCCCCGCCCAUAUAUAUCCACACAAAAGCCAUGCGAGUAUCAGCGACGCUCGAACUACACUGACGUGUAAUGGAACCUCUAUCCUAAGAACGAAUGGCGAAUACGUAGAGCGCAUCAAGGCCCAGUCCAUACAGUCCAUAUACAGCUGAUUCAACAAAGGUUGCUUUGGGCAUUGGAAUUGCGCAUUGGGAAGCUAUGGUUUGGUACCCUGGUCCCAGAGGUUUUUCUUGAUUUUUCUUCGCGAAAGAGAUCAACAGCAAGCCGCGAAGCGGCGACAAGGAGAGAGAGAAAAACCUCUGGUUACCUUGGCCUCGAAUCUCACUUUCAUGCAGGAAACAGGGUCAGGAUCUGACCCUCGGGCGUUGAUUGGUUGAUAGUUUUCAAACACGCAAAUCAAUUUGAUUGGCUCGUUUAAUUGUAACUACCGAGGGGACGCUGAGGAUUUUCACACCUCAUUUUGCCUCUCUCUACUAGGGAAGAAAAUUGUUUGUAUGCUGCACUUGCAAUAACAUUUGCACCGGACCAAGGCACGUAAAGGCACGUAAAGGCACGCCAUAUUUCGAGAUUUUGACAUGGAUGUUGUUCCUGAAAGAAUAUUCGAAGAAAUUUUGACCUCGGUACUUAAUGAGUGCUUUCCUGAGUCUCACUGAACAACAAAAGAAAGCUUUGUUUGCUGCGUUGAGUUGAAAGGAUGUGUUCACCAUUUUAUCAAGCGGACAUGGAAAGUAUAUUUUCUGUUACAAUACUGUCAUUCCAUUAAAUAAACUAACUUGUUUAGGGCAGCAAAAUAAAAAAUCUCCGCAUACGGAAUGAAAGUUUCCUUCUAGGAAAAAAAACAUACAACUUUGUACAAGCACGUAAUCAUUUUCGGUGCAGCUUGAUUUUCCUGCGACGCCCAAAAAAGAUCUAACCAACGUUAUUUUUGGCAUAGACCUCUUCGGCUAACUCAAUGUUGUACCCAAUUCAAAUCUCCCGGGGAUAAGAUUCUUUGUGUAUUGCAUUUGCAUUAUAAUGUGGCAUUCACAUUUAAAUGAUAUGGAAAUUCCUGAAACAAAACGUUUUAUUCCCAAAGGGUUUGAAUUGGGUACAACAUUGAGUUAGCCGAAUAGGUCUAUUGGGUCAACAAAAACCUCUGAAAGUACAUUCCAAACAUUAAGGGUUUGUUGUGCUGCAUGACUCUUCCUAGCGUCGUUGUUCCACAAAAAAAGGAAAUGGAGCCUCCAAACCAAAAUGCGAGCCAGAUUGCCAGAAUACAUAUUAAUAUUACUAUUUUGAAGGGAAUGCCCGCAAAUCGAUGCGAACGGCGCGCCCCGCAGAAGUAAACAAUGCAAUAAGCGCGAUUGAUAGACUCUUGCAAACUUUACAACUUCCCGCUGGCACACUGACGACAGAACAGAUGACAAUGUUUGUGAAAAAUCCUUGUUAUUAUACCCAAAAAAGUUGAUUUUAGAUCGGCCACUUACUUUUACAUAAAUUCUGCAAAUCCUGCAGCAGUCGUUUGGAACAAUGUGGGUUUCUAUAUAAAGUGGUCUUCUCAUUCCUGGACUCUUGUCGCCCAUCGUUAACACAUGCUUUAGCUUGACCCCGAUUAACAAAUCACUCUUUACCACCCAAGUGGAGAUGGUUUGUUCAUAACAUAAUUCCCCCAGGUCUACCCCCACUUAAAAAAAUAGCAGCUGAUAAGCACGUGUUUGCUAAGUUGCCAUUGGUCACUCCUUUUAUUAGCAAUUUGACGCGUUUGACAGCUGUCGUCUGCAUGAAAGUGAGAUUCGAGGCCAAGGUAACCAGAGGUUUUUCUCUCUCUCCUCGUCGCUUUGAUCUCUUUCGCGAAGAAAAAUCAAGAAAAACCUCUGGGACCAGGGUAAUGGUUUGGUGGUCACUCAAGUAAAUCAUUGUAUUGUUCCAUAUGGUCAAAUGCCCAAUGCACAAUAGACCUCUUUAGCUUGUAUUCAUUGUUUUCCCAAUAGAGGUCCUCGGGUAACUUGGCCCUUUGUCUUUUCAUGAAUUAUGCGUACACAUGCACGUGAAUAAGACAAAAUUUGAAAGAAAAAGUUCUCUAGAGUAUUAUCACAUGACCUGUAUCGAGAAAACAAAACUUACAAGCUAACGAGGUCUAUUACCAAUGACCAACUACCAAAGCAACCUUUUUUGAUUUAGCUGUAUACUGAACACAUGUGAACAAUACAAAAGAUGUUUUGGGUGCAUGACGGGAAGAUAGUGGGGGGUGUCACGCACUAUUACCAUGCACACAUAGAUAUACGCUAGUGUUAUUCCAUUUCAAUACACGUUUCUUGAAAACUACCAGUGGCCCUGUUUAGUCGAAUGACCUGAAACUCCAGCUAACCAUCCUAACACUAACAUGUAUUUUAUCCACAGCAAGACGGAGCAGUCAUCAUUUCUCAAAUAUCAACGAUGAAAGAGCUGCCCUCAUUUACAACUACCAAACAACUUAUGUUGAGGACUACCUGCCUGUGAUUCAAGCCUACUUCUUUUAG